AUGGCGUCGUCCCAGAAGCAGUUCCCGCCGCAGCAGCAGGGGUCCCAGCCCGGGAAGGAGCACGCCAUGGACCCCCGCCCGGAGGCCAUCAUCCAGAACUACAAGGCGGCGAACAAGCUCAAGGACAAGGUGGCGCUGGUGACCGGCGGCGACUCGGGCAUCGGGCGCGCGGUGUGCCUGCUGUUCGCGGCGGAGGGCGCGUCGGUGGCCUUCACGUACGUGAAGGGCGCCGAGGACAAGGACGCGGAGGAGACGCUCCGCGCGGUGCGAGACAUCUCCUCCCGCACGGGCGCGCGCGAGCCGAUGGCGCUGCCCGCCGACCUCGGGUACGAGGACAGCUGCCGGAAGGUGGUGGAGGAGGUGGCGAGCGCCCACGGCAGGCGCAUCGACGUGCUCGUCAACAACGCCGCCGAGCAGCACGAGCGGCGGUCCAUCACGGACGUCACCGAGUCCGACCUGGACCGCGUGUUCCGCACCAACAUCAUCUCCUACUUCCUGGCGACGAAGCACGCGGUGGCGCACAUGGCGCAGGGUGGAUCCAUCAUCAACACGGCGUCGGUGGUCGCGUACAAGGGCCAGAAGACGCUGCUGGACUACACGUCCACCAAGGGCGCCGUCGUGUCGUUCACGCGCGCGCUGGCGCUGCAGCUGGCCGACAAGGGCAUCCGCGUCAACGGCGUCGCGCCGGGGCCCAUCUGGACGCCGCUCAUCCCGGCGUCGUUCGGCAAGGAGAAGGUGGAGCAGUUCGGGUCCGAGGUGCCAAUGAAGCGCGCCGGCCAGCCCGCCGAGGUCGCUCCCAGCUACGUCUUCCUCGCCAGCGAGCAGGACUCGUCGUACAUCACCGGACAGUUCCUCCACGUCAACGGAGGCGUCAUCGUCAAUGGUUAG
Miscanthus lutarioriparius is the source of this 888-nucleotide messenger RNA. NCBI's taxonomy places the organism in Eukaryota, Viridiplantae, Streptophyta, Magnoliopsida, Poales, Poaceae. The record is from the annotation of a GenBank genome assembly.